AAAGGUCAUAACGCGAUGGCAUCGCGGACGAGAAAACGGUGGUGCGCGAGUGGUGUAUUGGUGCGAUUAACGCUGAUCUUAUCAAGUCUGUGCGUCGGUCGUUGCGCGGACUUUGGCGCGACGACGAUGACGUCAACGACAAUGACAGCGAUGACGACGAUGAUGAUGCCGACGAUGACGAUGCCGAUUGCUGUUAGCGCGAGGAAGUGCGUCGACGGUGCACGGACGACUCAGUCCAAGGGCGAGGUCAAGCUGGCGGUGAUCGCGCCGGGCGAUCCUCACCACGAGCAGAGCUUGCCAAGGGUAUUGCCGGCGGUACUGUUAGCGGUGAGAUACGUCAGUUCACUCAAGGGGCCUCUGCCCGGAUGGAGCAUCAAGGUGGACCAUCGCGACUCGCAUUGCUCCAGCACUUAUGGGCCACUCGCCGCAUUUGAGUUUUACAUCAACCAGACAGCAGACGCCUUCCUGGGUCCCGUGUGCGAUUACGUGAUCGCACCUGUGGCCAGGUACGCGGGUGUAUGGGGCAUACCCGUGUUAACAGCGGGUGCGCAAGCGGAGGCGUUCCGUCACAAAGGCGAGCAUUAUCCGACGUUAACCAGGAUGAUGGGCUCUCAUCGCUUGGUCGGCGAAGCGCUUAGACAUAUCCUACGGCGUUUCGGCUGGAAAAUCGCCGGCCUACUCUUCCACAAUCAUGCCAUGGCCAGCAGCAGAGGCAAUUCCGAAUGCCAUUUCACGCUGAGUGCCGUAUUCACGGCGCUCAAUCAAACGCCGGUGCACAAGAGUUUCAAUCAGGAGACGACCACCGCCGAGGAUUACAGGAACUUGCUCACCUUCGUCUCGAAAUCCGCAAGAAUCGUGGUAAUGUGCGCUAAUUCAACAACCAUCCGGGAGAUAUUGCUGGCUGCCGAAGAGCUCGGGAUGGUGGACUCAGGAGAAUAUGUGUUCUUCUCCAUAGAGCUUUCCUCCAGUGACAACGAUUCCACAGAACCGUGGAAAAUCGACGGCGACACCGAAGAGCGUAAUGAAAAAGCCCGUAAGGCUUAUCAAGCUCUGCUGACAGUGACAGCGCGCACCCCAGACAAUAUGGAGUACCUAAAUUUUUCGCGCGAAGUCAAAAGUUUGGCGCAAAGCAAAUACAACUUUACUUUCGGAAAUAGUUCGGUCUCCACCUUUGUGACAGCGUUUUACGACGCAGUGCUGCUUUACGCCCUUGCCCUUAAGGAGAGCUUGCCGGAGAAACCGGGAGAAGUCAACCUGGAUGGCGGUAAUCUAACUCGAAGGAUGUGGGGGAAAAGUUUCAAAGGAAUAACCGGCGACGUAAACAUCGAUGACAACGGCGAUAGAAUAGCGGAUUAUUCUCUGCUGGAUAUGGAUCCGGCAACAUCUAGAUUCGAAAUUGUAGCAAAUUAUUACGGUGCGAACAAGACAUUGGAAUAUAUACCUGGGAAGCAAAUUCACUGGGCCGGAGGUCGUUUAGAGCCACCUCCGGAUACUCCUACUUGCGGAUUCGACGGAUCUUUGUGUCCCGAUAAUUCUCUUCCGGGUUACGCUAUCCUUUCCAUGGUAUUGAGCUCCAUUGUGGUCGUUCUUGUCGUCGGUUCAGUAUUUAUUUAUCGACGCUUCAAACUGGAAGCGGAAAUUGCCUCCAUGACGUGGAAGGUGCAUUGGGAUGACGUAAUCGUAAUACCGAACGCGAAGACAAGGGGCUCUAUGUACUCACUGAUUGCGAAUAAGUUUCGCGACAGCCAAUUGACGAUAUAUUCCGAGGAUAACGCAAGCAUGCCGGACGAUGUUGAUAAAAAUGUGUACGUUCCAACGGGAUUUUAUAAGAACUCAAAAAUCGCUAUAAAAUAUAUACCGAGAAACAAAGUCGAGAUCUCGAGGCCUUUAUUGCUUGAAUUAAAGCGGAUGAAGGAUCUCCAGCACGAUCAUCUUGUACGAUUUUACGGUGCCUGUCUCGAGCCACCGCAUUGUUGCCUCCUAACCGAAUACUGCCCUAAGGGAUCUCUUCAGGAUAUACUGGAGAACGAGCAGAUAAAGCUCGAUCGCGUGUUCAGGGGAUCCCUGAUACACGAUAUCGUCCGUGGCAUGGCGUAUCUCCACGCAUCGGAGGUUAAGAGUCACGGUAAUCUCAAGUCCUCGAACUGCGUGGUCGAUUCGCGAUUCGUCCUGAAAAUCGCCGACUUUGGCUUGCACGAGCUCAGAAGAACGAACGCGGACGAGGAGAUGGACAGGAACAGCUACGCUUAUUGGAGAAGACAGCUGUGGACAGCACCGGAGUUGCUGAGAAUGGAAAGACGACCGCCCGAGGGCACUCAGAAAGGCGAUGUAUAUAGUUUCGCUAUAAUCGUUCACGAGAUCGUGAUGCGCCAAGGGCCAUUCUAUCUGGGAGACAAUAACGAUCUCUCUCCGAAGGGGCUGUCCGGCGAGACAGUUUGGUUCUCCCUUGAUCGACGACCAAAGGACAAAGGCGGAAUGGAGAGGAGUAACACUUCGAGUACGAGUAGUCUGUCCUUGCCGCCGAUGCCGGGGACGAGUCCCGACGGCGGGGCCAGUCCCAGGAGGGCCGUCAGUCCCCUGCUCGAGGUCCGCAGGCCUCACUGCACCCUCAACUGCGAGUCAUGCAGCAUAUUCCUCGAGGACAUCUACAGGCACAAAAUAAUAGAAGGCGUUAGAAGAGGUGGCGGUUCACCUUUAAGACCUGUAAUUGACGUCGCUGCCGUCGAAGAAGAGGUAGCUACAUUAAUGAGACGAUGCUGGGCGCAAGAUUCCGCCGACCGGCCGGAUUUUCCUGCGCUGAAGCAAACCAUUCGUAAAAUUAAUAAAGAUUAUGAGAGCAGCAAUAUCUUGGAUAAUUUGCUGUCUCGCAUGGAACAGUACGCCACGAAUUUAGAAACACUGGUGGAGGAACGUACGGCGGACUAUCUUGAGGAAAAACGUAAAUGCGAGGAGCUGCUUUACCAGCUACUACCAAAAUCAGUGGCGUCCCAGCUGAUCCUCGGACAAAGCGUAAUCGCCGAGACAUACGACCAAGUGACAAUCUACUUUAGCGACAUCGUGGGCUUCACAAGCCUGUCGGCCGAGAGCACGCCUCUGCAGGUGGUCGAUCUGCUGAAUGACCUCUAUACGUGUUUCGACUCCAUUAUCGAGAACUUCGAUGUCUACAAGGUAGAAACGAUAGGGGAUGCUUAUAUGGUCGUAUCGGGAUUACCAGUGAGAAACGGCAUGAAUCACGCUAGAGAAAUUGCGAGGAUGAGCUUAGCUCUCAGGGAUACGGUAAUGACGUUCAGUAUUCGCCACAGGCCAAACGAGCAACUGAAGCUUCGCAUUGGCAUGCAUUCUGGACCAUGCGUGGCUGGUGUGGUGGGUCUUAAGAUGCCUAGAUACUGCCUGUUCGGUGACACUGUCAACACAGCCUCCAGAAUGGAGAGUAACGGAGAAGCUUUAAAGAUUCACGUCAGCCCGAAGACAAAGGAAAUUUUGGACACUUUCGGCACAUUCGAACUCGUCUGCAGAGGGGAGGUCAUAUUAAAGGGUAAAGGUCCCAUGACUACUUACUGGCUGAUAGGCGAAAAACCGACGAACAACAACGUGCAACAGGCGAAUCCCACGACAUUCAGUCAGAUAUCGAGCCUGCAGGAUCAAUCCCCUGCCGUCACGGCGCAAAUUCAGAUGACGCAACCGAAGCAAGUGGAGCAACGCGCGCUUCCACCCACUGGCCAGCACAAAUUUCAAGAUCAAUCGGACCAGCAGUACCCGGCUCAGCAGCAACAAUCGAUUCAGUCGAGGAGUCAGGAGUCGCGACAGCAGGGGCAUCCAGAGGGUCAGCAGUGGCCGCAAGAAUCGCAGAACUUGGGUUUAACGGGUCAACCACGGAGUCAAGGCCCGAUUCAGGUUAAUCCAUCGUCCGUUGCACCGAAUCAGCUUCAGCAGAAAACCGCAAUGGCCAUGAAUCCCGCUUGCGGUCUCGCCAUCACUGGCAACGGCGCGCCGAAAUCGACGAUCGCGUCGCGGACUGUCGUCGCCAACUCCUCGCCGUCUCGCAACCGAUCGAGCGGUUCGUCGAACGCGAGCAACUCCGUGCACCAGGUCUAUCCGACGGCCGAGAGUAUGCCAAAUCACACCGAGAGUGGUCCCAACGCGCCGCUCCUUUUACCCGCGGGUGCGAUUCCCAGAGUCUAGCUCUCUUAAAUUGUCUUCUAUCAGUGACAUCCGCUUUAUCAAUUCCCGAAUCUUGGAAAGAUACCGCGAGCUUGAUCGAUACUUGGACACAUCGAUGAGAAUUUUGAUCGGUACUCGUGAGAUAAAAUUAGACGAAAGCAACGGACUUGUUAGAGUUUAGAGGAUGAAAACGAAGGACACUUUUAAGGUUGUCAAGACUCAGCUUCUGCGUUUCAAGAAUUAGAUCUCUUCGAGGCAACAGUUAUUUAUCGUUUGAUUAAUUUUAUCAUGCGUUUCUCUAGCGUUAAUUAAUUUUCUGCCUUUCUGAAAGUUUAUUUGUUGAGUGGAAAUUGUAGUUAAUCAAUUGGUAGGAAGUUUACUUUUCACAAAUUAUUCAUUAUUAAUAAUAGAUAUAGCUGACGAGGCGAGGCUCUACAGAGUCAAGGACCAACUCCAGAUUCGCAGAAAGUAAAUCUUUUCCUACAAGGUAUUACGGAACCAAAUUUUACAAAGAUAACAAUUAGCGCAAUUUAGAACAAAUAUGACUGUCGCGACGGUUAUCAGAUCGCACAGAUGGACAGCGAAAACUCGGAUUAGAGCAGAAAGAAACUUGAAGAAGGAGCAAUGAAUUAUAGAUACACGAUUGAUGCUUUCGCCGAAGGUACUUAUGAUCUUUUGCAUAUGAACACAGUAUUAUUACCGGUCACGUAUGCAUUUUAUUUAUUCAAACUGAAACAAACAUUUGAUGAAAUACGAUUCAUAUGCAACGACACGUAAAAUGCAAUAUGGGCUUAAUUUAGCGGCAAAUUUCUAUUAUCUGCGACCAAUCCCCGCCGAAUUAAAUCACGAACAUACGCAACUCUAAAUUCUCUCUUUUUUUUUAAGAUUUUAAGAACUUGUUUUAUCAAUUUUGAUUAACAGUUAUUAAUCUAAAUAUUUUUAUUGAUAUUAUUAUUACAAUUAUUUAGAACGGGACAGAAAAAUAAUUGGAUCCGAAGGUGUAAUUUUAUUAAUGUUUGGAAAGUUUUCUUGAGAUUCAUCAUACAAACGAACAGUGAAAUUUCUCGACCUUAUCUAUAUGUAUACUUAUUAUGGAAGUAUUUGUGCGUAAGCUUCUUGUAAUAUAUUUUUUCUAUUUUUUUUUUUUCUAUCGAAGUGAUUUUGCUCUUUUUCGUCAUUUAUCUGUGAUCGCGGAUUAUAAACAAAUAUCACGAGGCACGUAAAUCAGCCACAGUGUGUUUGUCGUUGCAUGCCCAUUAUAACAAAUAUUAUUGUAUUCGUAAUGCGCGCGUGCUUACAGAGCGCAACACGAUACAGAGAAUUCCGAACCUAUUACAUACACACAACAAACACACACACACACACACACACAUACCCACGCAAAGUGUUAUAUAUAAAUAUAUAAAAGAGAGAAAAAGAAAUAUAUAUGUAUACACAUACAAAUACAUGUAUAUGUUAUGAGAUUAGAUUAUAUAUAUAUAUAUAUAUAUAGAUGUAUAUGACUGCAAGAAAGCAAAAAGUUACCAGUAGCUAACGUCGAUGUUUAGAGUCCGCUCGUAGCGAACGGAGGCUGGGCCUCUCACGAAACGAGUCUAUGACGUGUCUGAAAAAUAAUAGCGAGAAUGCGAGUGCGUAUACCUGCGCGACACAAAUACAAACAUACACAUAUAGGAGAGCAAGUAUAUGCACACGCGGUCGCAGUUGCAUGUGUUUAAUGUAUGGACGAACGGUGCAGGUGAUUGAUGAUGAUUCUUCGCGGUUACCCCUGUUGUAAACGCGGUAUGUGGCGAUACGAGGUGAGAGAAAUGGGGAGCAUUUACACUCGCGUUCGCGAGUACGAUGCAUCGUGAAGAGUGAAAUUCUAUCUGUGUCAAUCUCUCUUUUAACG
Cataglyphis hispanica is the source of this 6049-nucleotide messenger RNA. Its product is annotated as atrial natriuretic peptide receptor 1-like. The transcript has 22 exons. Bases 16 to 4182 code for a protein of 1388 amino acids. Gene Ontology annotation, molecular function: ATP binding; protein kinase activity; guanylate cyclase activity. Gene Ontology annotation, biological process: intracellular signal transduction; protein phosphorylation; cGMP biosynthetic process. Gene Ontology annotation, cellular component: membrane. NCBI's taxonomy places the organism in Eukaryota, Metazoa, Arthropoda, Insecta, Hymenoptera, Formicidae. The record is from RefSeq and is a predicted model, not a curated record.